ACAAAACAGUCAUUCCAGAAGAUCAUAUUGUUGUCCAUGCCAUCUCUCUUCUUCUCCUCCUCCUCCAGGGUCAACCAGCGUGCUCUUAUUGACCGAUGAGAACAUUUCUUGACGGCAGCUGAGUGAUUUCAGUGGGUGGAUUAUCAAUUUGCUGACUUGUUGGGAGAAAAGAGUUGCCAUGGAAACUAUUUCUCUCUUCCUCUCCUCGCUGCUGGUGUGCGUGGCUGCUGUAGCAGACGUGGAUGUUCAGGAUGAAAAAGAAAAAGAGGACAACCCCUUUGUCUACGACUAUGAGAGCCUGAGGAUUUGUGGACUGGCACUAGCUGUGGUGCUGUUCACCCUCGGAAUCCUGCUCAUCCUCAGUAGACGAUGCCGCUGCAGUAUCAGCCAGAAGCCCAGGGCCCCCGGAGAUGAGGAGGCACAGGAGGAAAACCUUAUCGUCUCAAAGGCUGCAGCAGCUGCCAAAGAGUCUCCAGCGGAAAACUGAGGCAGCACCUCCAUUAUCAGCUCAAACUGCCUUCUGAGAGGAUGAACGUGAAUCACCUGCAUCGAUGACAUGUUAUAGGGUAAUGAUACGGCGAGGUAUGACCACAUUAUGAUACAAAAUGUACAUAAAUCAUGCGCCUUUUAGCACAGUCGUGCUUCGUUGUGACGUAGCAGUCCUCAGUGCUCUUGUCUCUACUCGUGCCUUCAUGUAGAUGUCCUUCACUUUUACUGUACCGUACUGUACCGUGUCUCAGCUGUUAUGUAAUAAUGGCACCUUCGACACAAUUUGAAGGUAAAACAGGUGUCCGUGUGGUGUGGUGCUGUUUGUUUUGUACUCCCUACUACUGCUUUGACACUCUAGGAAUGUCUCCACUUUUCAAUAAGGGUACCCUAUAUGAAUUAGUUUGCCUGUUUAUUGAAGUGAUGAGUCCACCUCGUGUAUAUGCCCGCCUGAUUUGUAAAAACAAAACCCCCUCCAAGAAAACCAAACAACUGCUUCACUACAUAUGCUAUAUUGCCAAAAGUAUUUGGCCACACCUGCCUUGACUCACAUAUGAACUUGAAGUGCCAUCCCAUUCCUAACCCAUAGGGUUCAAUAUGAUGUGGGUCCACCUUUUGCAGCUAUUACAGCUUCAACUCUUCUGGGAAGGCUGUCCACAAGGUUGCGGAGUGUGUUUAUAGGAAUUUUCCACCAUUCUUCCAAAAGCACAUUGGUGAGGUCGAGAAGGCCUGGCUCUCACCGUCUCCGUUCUAAUUCAUCCCAAAGGUGUUCUAUCGGGUCCAGGUUCGGAUUCUGUGCAGGCCAGUCAAGUUCAUCCACACCAGACUCUGUCAUCCAUGUCUUUAUGGACUUUAAUUUGGAAGAGGAAGGGGCCCACUCCACACACUUUGCAUUGAACUUGGUGAUGUAUGGCUUAGAUGCAGCUGCUCGGCCAUGGAAACCCAUUCUAUGAAGCUCUCUGCGUACUGCGCGUGGGCUAAUUAGAAGGUCGCCUGAAGUUUGGAGCUCUGUAGCAACUGACUGUGCUGAAAGUCGGCGACCUCUUUGCACUAUGCGCUUCAGCAUCCGCAGACCCGUCUCUGUCAGUUUACGUGGCCGACCACUUGGUGGCGGAGUUGCUGUUGUUCCCAAAUUCUUCCAUUUUCUUAUAAUAAACCCGACAGUUGACUUUGGAAUAUUUAGGAGCGAGGAAAUUUCACGACUGGAUUUGUUGCACAGAUUACAUCCUCUGACAGAUCCGCGCUGGAAAUCACUGAGCUCCUGUGAGCGGCCCAUUCUUUCACAAAUGUUUGUAGAAACAGUCUCCAUGCACUUGGUCUUAUACCUGAUUGAUUAUUUGGAUGUGUGGCCAAAUACUUUCGGCAUUAUAGUGUAUCUUAAAUAAAGCCUGCCAACAAUCCACCAGUCGAAUAAAUACUGGUACUUUUAAAGGUAACGCUCUUAUUAUGUCAGUCCUAACGGUUAACGAUUCACGUCAGAUCGUACUGACAUUUUUCGUUACCUCUGUCAUGUCCAGUUUCAGACACUCGGCGGGACCACAAGCAGUCAAGCAGCACUCAGAGCGGACUCAGUCAGACUGGCUCUAGGCAAUGUUGCGAUUCUCCAUGCCAGCGAAGCAAGUCUGCCUGAUCGAAAACACUCAAACGUGCAGCGAGGCACCACUUUUAAAAAAGCGAUGCUAAUUUAGACCCGCAACUGAUUAGCAUAAGCGAUUUUACAUGUCCAUUUCAACACCUCCAAAUUUGGUAAUGAAAACGACAAUUAAGAUGCACGUUACAAUCAAACAGGUGGUGUGUAAUAUAUAAAAUACUUACAGUAUAAACACUUUGUAGGGUUCAACCAUAGACUAGACUUUCAGCUUAAUGGCAAAGACUACUUCCUGACUAGGCAACACACAAUAGCCUAUACACCACUGCCAUCUAAUGUCUUGGAAUUGCAACUGCAUGCAAAGUCUGCAAUACUUACAAUACUUGCAAAUGAGAUUCAGAAAUGUGGAACAACUGGACAGCAUAGGCAUUAUCGGUUCAGCGUUAAAUGUUUAACACAAAAAUGCCAUUUUAUUAUUAAACAAAUGAACACAUAGAAAAGUACCAACAACUGGUUCUUUGGAUUCCCAGGCACCGGGUAUUGGUUUUAUCAUUUAGUUGUUAUUUGGCAAAUUUUUUAUCGGCGGUCACUCGAACAAGUAUGACGAUCCUCCUGGUAGGGGUGUAUCCCUUUAUGGAGGAUGCCUGUGCGUGACUUUGUUUUACGUGGGGAGACUGGUGCACAGACAGUCGCCACACGAUCCUUGACAGAAUCGGGUCAGGGUCCAGUGGCAUGGAGUCCAAGACGACUGGGGACCCUUUUCUGCUGCAGCCUUCAUCCGCCAUCGCAGCCGUUGUGGUAGUUCUUCAAAUCUACCGUUUUCCGCCUGCUCCGCCGUUGAGGUCUUCACCGUAUCCCUGGCUAGGGGGCAGUCAGGUACUAGGCCUUUGCCAAGGGCCACCUGGGGUAACAGUAGUAAAGGGGUUAACCUCCUAGUGCCCCAAAACCCCAUAGAGGAGCCUCCACUGCCGGAUGCACUUUAACAUCAUGCCCUGGACAGGCGAAUAUGCUAACCUAGCAUGGUGUUAAAACGUGGGUGUAAUGUUAGCAAUGUAGCUCACAUAGCUAUGCAAGUGUUGAUAACGUUUGCGUCCUCCUGUGCCACUCCUUAGUGAUAUAUGGUGUCUGGACAAGUUAUGAACAAUGUUUUUCUUGGAACCAAACACUCAUUAGCUCUGCAAUUUGUUAUUCGUAUAGCCAGAACUGUGUGCGUAAGAAUGACAAAUUGCAUAAUUAUUUGAAGACCUGAUGAACCUAUUUAGAUCACUCAUUGGCUCGUCAGCAUGAAAGCCACAGACACACAAAAUGCCGCAUUAACAGCAGGACUUGGUAAAGGUAGCAUCAGUGCUACAUUUUGGCCAACACACUUCCAAUAUACAAUUGACUUAUCUGACCCGAUCCAAGUGGACCGUGACAGCGAAAGGUGAAAAUAAAUGACUAUACCCACCAAAACAAAAUGGGCUAUUUUGCUCGACCCAAAAGUCCACACAGUUUCAUUGAGAUCGGUCGUGUUGUGUUUGUGCAAUCCUUGAUCUAAAAGUAUUGUGCAAUUGUUUAUUAACCUCUUAAGGCUCAAGCUGUUUGUUUACAUGCUUUUUUUAUUUCUCUUUGGGCUUAUUGGACCCUAAUUAGAAUAAAAACUAAGAAUCAUCUUUUGAUAUGAUGUACUUAGUCCAUAAGUACACAAACGUGUACGUCAUGUGUAGUGACAUGCUAAUUUUUAUUUUUACACUUUUUUUUCCAAAUUCAAUUGUAUGUUAUACUCUUAAGGAGCGCCCUAAGUGGCUGAUCCGUUGGCGGUCCCGUGGGAUUGUGCCGAAAAUGUAAUUUCAGUUCUUAUGUGUCUUGUACAUGUUAAGAAUGGACAAAUAAAGCUGCUCUCUGCUCUGCUCUUCUGACACCACCAGAUGGCAGUAUAAGUGUCCACAUAAGCGGCCGUAAGACCCCAAUUCAGUAGUGUACACAAUUUUGGAAAUAAGAGCUAAAAGGUGCUGUCCACGCAUGUGGCCACUAAGCUUUUAGAGAAGGCAUUUCUGAACCCUCAUAAGGGUACCCUUAUUAGAAAGCAAUGAAAGUUUUUUUUUGUGUGUGUUUCCUUAUGUCGUCAAAUGUCCUUGAAAAUGUACCGCAGUUGUAUAAAUAUAUAUAUAAAUAUGCAGUAUAUUAAAGUACAGACAACGGGAGCGUGCAUGUACAUGUAAUGUAUGUGUGUCCACGUGUUGUACCAGACAAUCGAAUCUGCUAAAAUCCACUGCAGUAAUUUGACAUCAGCUGUCUCACUGCCAUUACCCCGCCACUAAUGGGAAUAAGUAGUCCACCUGUAGACAUACACAUGUGGUUUUCUAUUCAUCAAAGAGGCCUCUCGUGUUGACGUUGACCAAAACAUCACCAGUGAGACUGUCAAGACUUUCACUAUCUGUUUUUGAAGACGACAAACACUUUUGUCCAACUGCCGCAUGAGGCCUUGUUGUGUCGCAACAUGUCGUGCUUUUGACAUUUAAUAUCAAUAAAUCUCUCUGAAGACUUAUAACGAUG
Messenger RNA from Entelurus aequoreus (snake pipefish), 4609 nucleotides. RefSeq names its product FXYD domain containing ion transport regulator 6 (gene fxyd6). The transcript is spliced from 8 exons. Gene Ontology annotation, cellular component: membrane. Gene Ontology annotation, molecular function: sodium channel regulator activity. The record is from RefSeq and is a predicted model, not a curated record. Lineage: Eukaryota; Metazoa; Chordata; Actinopteri; Syngnathiformes; Syngnathidae. Gene Ontology annotation, biological process: regulation of sodium ion transmembrane transporter activity. Bases 179 to 487 code for a protein of 102 amino acids.